Molecule: messenger RNA, 3659 nt
Organism: Lepisosteus oculatus (spotted gar)
Lineage: Eukaryota; Metazoa; Chordata; Actinopteri; Semionotiformes; Lepisosteidae
Source: RefSeq, a predicted model, not a curated record
UAUUCCGUCUUUAUUAGCUUAUUGGCUUGGGACUUCUCCAGGUCAUGUCAUGGAAGAAAAAUCGGCAAAGAGACAUGAAUCGACAUGAACAUCCGUUAUUUAUGACGGGGGUUCUCAUCGAUGCUCAGCAAUCUCUUUUAUGGCCCCAGAGAGUUCAAAAUACUUGUCAAACAGUUCUUUAGGAUUUUACCGUUUCUGUGAAAGGCCGUUUAUCAUUAACGUAAAAUUACAGUAUCCCCAUAAAUUAUUUUUUGUGGAAAACUCAUUCACCAAUAUAACAUUUCAAUACUUCGCAGCACCAACGUAGUGUAUUAGAAAAUAAAAUGUCUAUAUUUAUAUUUUUUUAGUCACAGAGAUGGAGGAAGCAAAAUAAAGAAUGUAGCUAAUAUUUUCACGGCGCUUAGUUUCUGGCGCACUCUGAUGACGUCCCAGCCUUUUUUCGGCCUUAACGUCGCAAAAUGGAGCUUUUGGUUUUCUUUCAGGGACACUAUGUCUGUUAGUGCUGCCUGCCUGCUGGUAGAAAAAUAAAAAUCUGAAAAUUCGGCGCCGAUUUGGUUAAAACAAUAAAGUGUCUGGAUCUUAAAUAUACAAAAAAGGACUACAAAAGCAACAUCUUCCAUCAAACCGGACGGAGUACCUUGGCGCCAGCUCACAUACUGCUGUACACAAGAUGGGCUACCUUCCCCGCCCUUUUAUUUAAACGUCAGAAAUACAAAAAAGGAGACAAAAUAUUAAAACGGAUACAGAAAUAAACACACUUCACAGCCAGAGGCAUUCAUAAUCAUAAAAGCUGAAAAUGAAGCUUUUUACCUAUUUUCAUUGUACGUCUUGCCUUUUGAUUCUUUAAAUUUCUAAUAGAAUUUAAAUAAAAAAGGAAUUCUACCUUAAAAGCAUCAAUAGAGGGAGCAGUAUUAGACCAUUUACUUGAUGAAGUAUUUCGCCAACAUAAUUAACAAGUUAAAAUAAAAUCAUAUCCUUUAUCCAAAUCAGGUCUACCAAAAUAUAAAAUAAUAUCCUUUCAAUUUAAUAUUUACCUUUGAAUGUUUAACAAUAACAUUUUGCAAAUCUAUCCAAGACAAUGUUGGCUAUCUUUCGCAGGCGUGUGUGAUUUGACCUCACUCUCAGGAAGUGACGAAGCAUUCCCCGCAGUAUUCGACCUUAUCUCCCGGAAGUGUGGCGUAGCGCGAGCCAGCGUCGAGCUGCCUCUGGAAAAAAAAACGAAAAAAAAAGAAAAAAAAGUCCUCGCGCGGAUCUGGGCCCCCGAACAAUCCGGGGAUUUUGGACCAAGUUUCUCACCGGCCCGGUUUCCUCGGCUCAAGCCGCCGCCGGGGGGAGGGAAUCCGCCACCAGCUCUGAUCCAUUUGAAAUAACAGCCUUCUCUCAAGUAUUCAAGAAUGAUGGAAGAUUCUCAUUUUAACUCCUCGUACUUCUGGUCUCCAGUUCCCGCAGUGCAAGGACAGAUCGAGAACGCCAUGUUCAUCAACAAGAUGAAGGAGCAGCUGGCUCCGGACAAGUCGUCCUCGUUUCCUCACGGAUCCUCGGGACACUACCCGACGGCCGUGCUCACAGUGCCCGGGCCAGCGGUCACCAUGGAGACGGGGUCGGGUGGGAGCGCCGGGCGGGGGACCAAGCAGGAGGGGGGCAGCGGCCCCUCGCUCGGCGGGGCGCACCUCCACCCACCACACACUUCUCAGAACAUCACGGUGGUGCCCGUGCCCUCCACUGGGAUCAUGACGGCAGCGGGAUUGGUGAUCACUACCCCCUCGGGGGCCCUGGUGUCCAGCCCGCCCUCCUCCUCGCAGUCCUUCAUCACGGGGCACCCCACCACGACCAUGAUCGUGUCCGCGCUGCACCCCCAGACCCCCAGCGACAAGCCGAAGACGGAGGAGGUGGCCCAGUCGGGCUCCGCCCAGGUGGCCAUGCAGACGCCCUCCAAGCGCGGGCGGAAGAAGAAAUCGGUGUUGCCGCGGGCGACGGGGGCCGUGGGGGUGGGCGGGCACAGCCUCGCGGCAGGAAGUGAUGCGCUCAUCCUGGCUCACCUGGCGGCCGGAGGACAGCACCACACGGCCGACCCCUACGACCUCUCGAACGACGAGGACGAACACGGGACGAAGGACGGCAACAAGUCCUACAGGUGCCGGAUGUGCGCCGUGACGUUUUUCUCCAAAUCGGACAUGCAGAUCCACGCCAAGUCGCACACAGAAGCCAAGCCCCACAAGUGCCCGCACUGCUCCAAAUCCUUCGCCAACUCCAGCUACCUGGCCCAGCACAUCCGCAUCCACAGUGGGGCCAAGCCCUACACCUGCUCCUACUGCCAGAAAACAUUCAGACAGCUCAGCCACUUACAGCAGCACACACGGAUUCACACUGGCGACCGGCCCUAUAAGUGUGCUCACCCUGGCUGUGAGAAGGCCUUCACCCAGCUUUCCAAUCUGCAGUCUCACCGCCGGCAGCACAACAAGGACAAGCCCUACAAGUGUCACAACUGCCACCGCGCCUACACCGACUCGGCCAGCCUGGAGGUGCACCUGAGCACCCACACCGUCAAGCACGCCAAGGUCUACUCCUGCGGCAUGUGCAACCGCGCCUACACCUCGGAGACCUACUUGAUGAAGCACAUGAGGAAACACAACCCGGACCCCCUGAGCGCGGCCGCCGCCGUGGCCCAGAGCGCCCACUCGCAACAGCAGCAGCAGCAGCAACAACAGCAACAGCAGCAACAGCAGCAGCAGGCAGCUCAGAGCCAGGCCGGGCAAGCAGGGGGCGGCGCGGCCGGGGGAGGGGGGCAGACCCAGAACCAGGGCCCCAACGCCUCCACGCCCUACCACCCGGGGCCCGGCCAGUCCGACGGGGUGCCCUGCCCCUUUGACCUGCACCAGUACAAAACGGUGGCGGCUGGAGAGAUCCAGUACAAGCCCGUCAGUGUCGGCGACCUGCCCACACACAAAGACCUCUGUCUCACGGUCUCCACGUCUGCCAUACAGUUACGUCAGACCUCCAGGUUGUGGGAGGGUGGAAGGAGUGGCGAGGGAGGGGAGGCAGGCAGGCAGGCAGAGCACCAGCCAAACCGAAUGUCAGACUCCACCCUCAGAUCAGACUGGGGAAGAGGGGAGUCAGGAUUGGGCCAGUAUGGACAGCACUAGGAGAGAAGAGAGUUCUGAUUGGUCCGGUAGAGAUGGCAUCGGAAGAGAGGCGAGUUCUGAUUGGUCCAGUAGAAACGGCGUCAGGAAAGAGGAGAGUUCUGAUUGGUCUGGUAGAGACGGCAUCAGGAGACAGGAGAGAGCUGACUGGUCCAGAGGAGACAGCACUAGAAUUCUGGGAGGGGAUUUGUCUGCUAAGAACUAGGAGAGAGGCGAUGCGCUUGGUCCAGUAAUGACUAGGUGAGAGGGGCAUUACGACUGGUCGAAAAGAUAGGACCUGGAGAGAGCUGAGUGGUGAUUGGUCCAUCAAGAGCCGCAACGGCAGAAAGGAGAGUUGUGAUUGGCUGGUACUUGUUUAGUAUAUCACAUUGUAUUCCAUUAUGUCUCUUUAUGCAUAACAACAGUUCUCAAUAUUACUAUUAUUAUUAUGAUGAUGAUGCUCUCAAUACUGUAUAGACUUACAAAUACACACAUAAAGGAAGCUGUGUUUCUUGUUACAAAAUAAAAAUUAAGAAAGUU